AUGUCUGGGCCUGGUGGAUCUGGUGUGGGUGCUGAUUCCUCUAGUUACGUGGACGACGCUGAUGGCGGUGAUGGCAGUUCAAUGGAUGCGAGUCGUGAUAUAGCCCAUGUGAAAGCCAUUCUUGAAGAAGCUGGAGUAACCGACUACGAUCCUCGUGUUGUUCACUUACUUCUUGAUUUGCUUUAUUCAACCACAUCAAGUUUACUUACCCAAGCGAAGGCGAUAUCACAACACUGUGGGAAAAUGGUGAUAGAUGAACCCGAUGUGCAAAUUGCCGUGGAUUUCAGUGGUAUGUUUGUCAAGCUUGAGUCUUUUAGACGGCCCUUCUCCUACCUUUAUUUGACUAUAGUGCAUUGGGCUCCCCUGAUGGUAGAAGCAGUUAGUGACAUAUUGAUGUAG
Haemonchus placei is the source of this 399-nucleotide messenger RNA. Lineage: Eukaryota; Metazoa; Nematoda; Chromadorea; Rhabditida; Trichostrongylidae. The record is from the annotation of a GenBank genome assembly.